Messenger RNA from Elephantulus edwardii (Cape elephant shrew), 3833 nucleotides. RefSeq names its product calmodulin regulated spectrin-associated protein family, member 3 (gene CAMSAP3). The transcript has 19 exons. Gene Ontology annotation, biological process: neuron projection development; cytoplasmic microtubule organization; negative regulation of microtubule depolymerization. Gene Ontology annotation, molecular function: spectrin binding; calmodulin binding; microtubule minus-end binding. Lineage: Eukaryota; Metazoa; Chordata; Mammalia; Macroscelidea; Macroscelididae. Gene Ontology annotation, cellular component: microtubule minus-end. The record is from RefSeq and is a predicted model, not a curated record. Bases 1 to 3810 code for a protein of 1269 amino acids.
AUGGUGGAGGCGGCGCCCCCGGGAUCCGGGACGCUGCGGAAGACCUUCCUGGUGCCCGAGAUCAAGUCGCUGGACCAGUAUGAUUUCUCGCGGGCCAAGGCGGCGGCCAGCCUGGCGUGGGUGCUGCGGGCCGCGUUCGGGGGCGCAGAGCAUGUACCCCCAGAGCUGUGGGAACCUUUCUACACCGACCAGUAUGCGCAGGAGCACGUGAAGCCCCCUGUGACGAGGCUGUUGCUUUCAGCUGAGCUCUACUGCAGGGCCUGGCGCCAAGCAUUGCCACAGCUCGAGGCGCCCCCGAACCCCUCGGCGCUGCUAGCACUGCUGGCACGGAAGGGCACGGUGCCCUCGCUGCCAGAGCGCCCAGUACUUGAGGCCGACCUGCGGCACCAGCCCAUCCUCAUGGGUGCCCACCUAGCUGUCAUCGAUGCCCUCAUGGUUGCCUUCGCCUUCGAGUGGACAAAGACCCUGCCCGGCCCUGUGGCCACCAGUAGCUUGGAGCACAAGCUCCUUCUCUGGGUGGACUCGACUGUACGGAGGCUGCAGGAGAAAACGGAACAGGAAGCCAUCCAGCGAGCGUCCCCAGCAGCCCCGGCAGAUGGGGUGGCACCAACUCAGCCCUCGUGCCCCACACGCUGGUACUGGAAGCUGGUCCCUCACGCAAUUGCCUUCUGUUUGAAGGAGUCAGGGAGCAAACCCCCCAUGAUCCGGUACCGAAAGGACCGUGCCGUGGCCCGCCGCGCGCCCUGCUUCCCCACGGUGGCCAGCCUCCAAGACUUGGCGAGUGGAGCGGCCCUGGCUGCCACUAUCCACUGCUACUGCCCCCAGCUGUUGCGCCUUGAGGAGGUCUGCCUCAAGGACCCCAUGUCGGUGGCGGACAGCUUAUACAACCUCCAGCUAGUGCAGGACUUCUGUGCCUCUCGCCUUCCACGUGGCUGCCCGCUGUCCCUGGAGGACCUGCUGUACGUCCCCCCACCCCUCAAGGUCAACCUAGUGGUGCUGCUGGCCGAGAUGUUCACGUGCUUUGAGGUGCUCAAGCCCGACUUCGUGCAGCCCAAAGACUUGCCCGACGGGCACGCUGCUACCCCCCGAGGCACAGAUGCAUCCCCAACCCAGAAUCAAAACCACAGUGGCAGUAGUUCUCCUGUCUUCAAUUUCCGUCACCCGCUCCUGUCCCCUGGAGGCCCCCAGUCUCCACUCCGUGGAUCCACAGGCUCCCUACAGUCCUCACCAUCCAUGUCCCACAUGGAGACGCUGGGCAAGGUCUGGAACCGCCAACUCAGCCGGCCCCUCUCCCAGGCUGUGUCCUUCAGCACCCCCUUUGGCCUGGACAGCGAUGUGGAUGUCGUGAUGGGAGAUCCGGUCUUGCUCCGCUCGGUCAGCUCGGACAGCCUGGGGCCCCCUCGCCCCUUGCAGGCCCGGACGUCCGCCCCACCCCCGCCGGAGCCCGGGGACCUACCCACAAUCGAGGAGGCCUUACAGAUCAUCCACAGCGCCGAGCCCCGCCUGCUCCCCGAUGGGGCCGCCGACGGCAGCUUCUACCUCCACUCCCCCGAGGGGCCCUCAAAACCGCCGCUGACCUCUCCCUACCCACUCGAAGGCACCUUGAAAGCACUGCCCGAUGGGCCCACCAGAGCACCUGCGUAUGUGCCCCACCCCGAGGGACCCUCGAAACCAUUACCGUGCCCAGCUCGGGAGGGUUCAAAACACCCUGAGGGGUCCCCGAAGUCAGUGGCUUCGUCGCCGGCCACCAACUCCGAAGUGAAGAUGACCAGCUUCGCUGAACGCAAGAAGCAGCUGGUGAAGGUAGAGGCCGAGGCUGGAGGGGGCUCCCCAGAGGCCACCCCGGCUGCCCCUGAGGCCCUGAGCUCGGAGAUGAGUGAGCUUGGCGCCCGACUGGAGGAGAAGCGCCGGGCCAUCGAGGCCCAGAAGCGGCGCAUCGAGGCCAUCUUCGCCAAGCACCGCCAGCGCCUGGGCAAGAGUGCAUUUCUGCAGGUGCAGCCGCGGGAAGCGGCCGGUGCCCCCGAGGACGAGGCCGCAGGGGAGGCAGAGGCAGGUCCAGCCCCUGGCGGCGAGCGGCCGGCCGGCGAGGGCCAGGGCGAGCCGUCCCCGCGGCCCAAGUCAGUGACCUUCUCUCCCGAGCUGGGGCCGCUGCCCCCCGAGGGGCUGGGAGAGUACAACCGAGCGGUCAGCAAGCUGAGCGCUGCCCUGAACUCGCUACAGCGUGACAUGCAGAGGCUAACGGACCAGCAGCAGCGGCUCCUGGCCCCACACGAGCCCCCCGGCCCCGGCUCGCCACCUGCUGCCUGGGUCAUCCCCGGCCCCACAACAGGCCCCAAAGCCUCGUCCCCCAGCCCCGCUCGCCGAGCCCCAGCCGCGCGUCGCAGUUCCGGGCCUGGCCCUAGCCCCGCAGCCCCUCGCAGCAGCCCCAAACACGCCCGGCCGGCAGAGCUGCGGCUAGCGCCCCUGACCAGGGUGCUGACGCCCCCCAACGACGUAGACAGCCUCCCCCACCUGCGCAAGUUCUCGCCGAGCCAGGUGCCCGUGCAGACGCGCUCUUCCAUUCUCCUGGCGGAGGGGACGCCGCCCGAGGAGCCCUCCGCCCGGCCCGGCCUCAUCGAGAUCCCGCUGGGCAGCCUGCAGGAGCCCACAGCCGAGGAUGAGGAAGACGGGAGCCCCCCAGGUGCCGAGGACUCCCUCGAGGAGGAGGCAUCUUCAGAGGGAGAACCCAGGGCUGGACUUGGAUUCUUCUAUAAGGAUGUUGACAAGCCCGAGGAUGAGAUGGCACAGAAGCGGGCCAGCCUGUUGGAGCGGCAGCAGCGGAGGACGGAGGAGGCCCGGCGGCGCAAGCAGUGGCAGGAGGCGGAAAAGGAGCAGCGGAGAGAGGAGGCUGCCCGACUGGCCCAGGAGGAGGUGGCCCCAGCGGCUCCGCCACCCCCCGCGGUGCCCGCUGCCCGGGCCGAGGAGGAGGUGGGCACCCGGCGGGGGGAGUUCACGAGGCUGGAGUACGAGCGCCGGGCGCAGCUGAAGCUGAUGGACGACCUGGACAAGGUGCUGCGGCCCUGUGCGUCGGGGGCCGGAAGGCCAGGCCGCGGUGGACGCAAGGCCCCUCGGCCCCGCUCUGGCUGCUGUGACGACUCAGCCCUGGCCCGGAGCCCUGCCCGGGGCCUGCUCGGCUCUCGGCUCAGCAAGGUCUAUUCCCAGUCCACCCUGUCACUGUCAACUGUGGCCAACGAGGCCCCCCACAACCUCGGUGUGAGAAGGCCCACGUCUCGGGCCCCAUCCCCAUCUGGCCUCAUGUCCCCAAGCCGCCUGCCCGGGAGCCGCGAGCGUGACUGGGAGAACGGCAGCAACGCUUCGUCCCCGGCGUCGGUGCCUGAGUACACAGGUCCCCGGCUCUACAAGGAGCCCAGCGCCAAGUCCAACAAAUUCAUCAUCCACAACGCCCUUUCACACUGCUGCCUAGCAGGCAAGGUGAACGAGCCGCAGAAGAACCGCAUUCUGGAGGAAAUCGAGAAGAGCAAGGCCAACCACUUUCUGAUCCUCUUCCGAGACUCCAGCUGCCAGUUCCGGGCACUGUACACGCUGACUGGGGAGUCGGAGGAGCUGUCCCGGCUGGCGGGCUACGGCCCCAGGACCGUCACGCCCGCCAUGGUGGAGGGCAUCUAUAAGUACAACUCGGACCGCAAGCGCUUCACCCAGAUUCCUGCCAAGACCAUGUCCAUGAGCGUGGACGCCUUCACCAUCCAGGGCCACCUCUGGCAGAGCAAGAAGCCCACAACACCCAAGAAAGGGGGCAGCACCCCCAAAUAGCCCUAUCUGGGCGGCCACCGCCC